UCUAAUCUCUGUGGGAUCAAAACCUAAGGUCGUCAGGGCAACAUUUACGGAAACACACAGGCUUUGAGGGCAAUGACUGAUACCAAAUACCAGGAGGCUAAGGAGAAGGCCAAAGAGGAUGCCUGCGCUUGUGGAGCAGCCGGGUUAUGAGCGGGCGAAGUUGUGUGCACUGACGGAGCGAGUUCCUUGUCGAGAAGCACAAGCCAGUACAUUGUUGGCUUUGCUGGGUGAGCCAGAACACUAUAGCUAUCCAUCAAUCUUCAUCUAUGGACACCGUGCAUCUGGCAAGAGUCACGUGACAGAAGCCAUAUUACAAGAACUUGAGCUCCCCCAUGCCAUAGUGAGCUGUGUGGAGUGUGUGUCUGCGGGGCUCCUGUUUGAGCAGACCCUGCUGGCCUUCUUCGGCACCGAGGCCCCCUCCCUCCUGCCCCGCUCACCCUCUCUCUCCGACUUUGUGCGUGUCUACAAGCAGCUCUGCACCCAGACCCCGUCCUCUCAGACCCGAUAUAUAGUACUGGACCGGGCCGAACUCCUCAGGGAUAUGGAGGUGAACCUCCUACCAGGCCUCUUACGUUUACAAGAACUGGUUGAUGACAAUGUGACGGUAAUCCUGCUCAGUGAGAUUGUCUGGGACAAGUUCCGGCCGAACACUGGCUGCUUCGAGCCGCUAUUGCUGCACUUCCCUGAUUACAGAAAAGUGGAGCUCCAGCAGAUCCUGGUGCAGGAUUAUCACCCGGACUACUCUGCAGAAUUGUACGGGUCCUACAUCAGCAUUCUGCUGGGGGUGUUCUACUCCGUCUGCCGGGACCUGAGAGAACUCCGACACCUGGCAGCCCUCAACCUUUCUAAGUUCUGUGAGCCGUUGGACAGAGAAGAAGUGAAAGAAAGUGAUACGCACAAACUCUGGAGGAACAUUGAGCCUCACUUGAAGAAAGCUAUGCAGACUGUAUAUCUGAGAGAGGUGUCCAGUGUUCAGUGGGAGCAGCAGCAGCAGAUGGAGGAUAAGGAAGCUGGAGCUCUGAAAGGUUUGUCGGCCUACGCCCACGUGGAGCUGCCCUAUUACUCCAAAUUCCUGCUGAUUGCCGCCUACCUGGCCUCCUACAACCCUGCCCGCACAGACCGGCGAUUCUUCCUCAAGCAUCAUGGAAAAAUAAAGAAGACCAAUUUUCUGAAAAAGCACGAGAAGACCAGUAAUCACUUGCUGGGGCCCAAGCCUUUCCCAUUGGACCGUCUCCUGGCCAUCUUCUACAGCGUAGUAGACAGCAGAGUGGCUCCAACGGCCAGCAUCUUCUCCCAGAUCUCCUCCUUGGUGACCCUGCAGCUUCUCACCCAAGUGGGGCAUGACGAUCAGCUAGAUGCUCCCAAGUACAAGUGUGCCGUCUCACUGGACUUCAUUCAAGCCAUCUCCAGGACUGUGAGCUUUGAUAUUGUAAGGUACCUGUAUGACUUCCUGUGAGGUCCCCACCCAUGGAUGGACGUGCAGGCAGCUGAUUGGAUUCCACUUUGGAAAAAGCAUGAUUGACAGGCCUACUGAAAAAUGGUUGGAACUUGGUGUUACAUUCUAUCAUGGAAUUGAGAUUACUGAAGAAAUCAGGUAGAUUGAGCACAUGCGUUACGGCUACACAACUUGCUGGAACACAUUUGUUUGUCUGUUUACUUGUUUGUUUCUGUGUAAUAUAACUUGGUAAUAAAUAUUUGUAUGAAA
This is a messenger RNA of Alosa alosa (allis shad), 1705 nucleotides long. It is a transcript of the gene orc5, whose product is annotated as origin recognition complex, subunit 5. Gene Ontology annotation, biological process: DNA replication; DNA replication initiation. Lineage: Eukaryota; Metazoa; Chordata; Actinopteri; Clupeiformes; Clupeidae. Gene Ontology annotation, molecular function: DNA replication origin binding. Bases 119 to 1456 code for a protein of 445 amino acids. Gene Ontology annotation, cellular component: nuclear origin of replication recognition complex; nucleus. The record is from RefSeq and is a predicted model, not a curated record. The transcript is spliced from 16 exons.